Molecule: messenger RNA, 3546 nt
Organism: Melospiza georgiana
Lineage: Eukaryota; Metazoa; Chordata; Aves; Passeriformes; Passerellidae
Gene: CALD1
Product: caldesmon 1
Exons: 16
Coding region: 376-1938 (520 amino acids)
Biological process (GO): angiogenesis; actin filament bundle assembly; muscle contraction
Cellular component (GO): actin cytoskeleton
Molecular function (GO): actin binding; myosin binding; calmodulin binding
Source: RefSeq, a predicted model, not a curated record
UUUUGGGAGGGGCCAAGGAAAAGCUGCACUUUUAUUGAAUAGGGCUCUGUGUGUGUGUGUGUGAGGCUGCUGCUGUGCCUCUCUCGCUGCGCUCCUGCCCAAGCAGCCAGUUAUUCAUUUCCUUCCUACCAGAGCUGAGAACUUUGCAGCCAGAGUGCCUGUAAUAACCAUUGGCCUACUCAAAGAAUCCCUUGGGAGCUGAAGAGGCAGCAUCUUCCAGGCUCAGGGGCAUCAUAUCUGAGUUCACCUCAUUUUUCUGGAGUCGUCGUUUUGAUUCAUCAAGCAGCUGGUUUGUUACUGAAAAGCUCAGAAUAUUUCCUCUGAUUGCCUUCCUAUUUGGAUCUUCCCAGAGCUUGGAACGCUUAAACACCCACCAUGGAUGACUUUGAACGCCGCAGAGAGCUCAGGAGGCAAAAGCGUGAAGAAAUGCGCCUGGAAGCAGAGAGGCUGUCCUACCAGAGGAACGAUGAUGAUGAUGAAGAAGCCGCCAGGGAACGGCGCCGGCGGGCUCGGCAGGAGAGGCUGAGGCAAAAGGAGGAAGGAGAUCUCUCAGGAGAAGCAACAGAGAAAUCUGAGGUCAAUGCCCAGAACAGCGUGGCAGGAGAGGAAAGCAAGCGCUCCUUGGACGAUGAAGCCGCGUUGCUGGAGAGGCUGGCGAGGCGGGAGGAGAGGCGCCAGAAGCGCCUGCAGGAGGCCCUGGAACGGCAGAAGGAAUUGGACCCCACGAUCACAGACGGGAGCUUGUCAGCGCCCAGCAGGAGAGAAGUGAACAACGUGGAAGAAAACGCGACCACGGGGAAAGAGGAGACUGAAACAGUUACCAAAUCCUACCAGAGGAACAACUGGAGGCAAGAUGGGGAAGAAGAGGGGAAAAAAGAAGAAAAAGACAAGGAGGAGGAGAAACCCAAGGAGGAGGAAAAUCAGGAUGACAAAGGUAAAGCCCCCAAAGAGGAAAUGAAAAGUGUCUGGGAUCGCAAGAAGGGCGCUCCUGAACAGAAGGCGCAGAACGGGGAACGGGAGCCCCCUGCCUCCAAACUGAAACCCGCUGAGAAUGCUUUUGGGCGCUCUGGCGCGAAGGGCGCCGCGGAGGAGGCGAAGCCGGGCGCGGAGGCCCUGAAGAGGUUGGAGGAUCAGCGGCGCCGCCGGGGCGAGAGCGAGAGCGAGGAGCUGGAGAAGCUGAAGGAGAAGCAGCAGGAGGCGGCGGCAGAGCUGGGCGAGCUGAAGAAAAAGCGGGAGGAGCGCCGGAAAGUCCUGGAGGAAGAGGAGCAGAAGAAGAAGCAGGAGGAGGCUGAGAGGAAAAUCAGAGAGGAGGAGGAAAAGAGGAGGAUGAAGGAAGAAAUCGAAAAAAGAAGGGCUGAAGCUGCUGAGAAGCGCCAAAAGAUGCCAGAAGAUGGUGUGUCUGAAGACAAGAAGCCAUUUAAAUGUUUGAGUCCUAAAGGUUCAUCUCUCAAGAUAGAGGAGCGAACAGAAUUUUUGAAUAAAUCUGCUCAAAAGAGUGGAAUGAAGCCCACCCAGACAACAGCAGUUGUCUCCAAGAUUGACAGUAGACUUGAGCAAUACACUAGUGCACUUGGUGGUGCAAAGGCUUCAAGACCUAAAGCUUCCGACCUGCACGUUCCGGCCGAGGGCGUCCGUAACAUCAAGAGCAUGUGGGAGAAAGGGAAUGUUUUCUCAUCACCUUCUGGGACAGGAACACCAAAUAAGGAAACUGCUGGGCUGAAGGUUGGUGUCUCCAGUCGUAUCAACGAGUGGUUGACCAAGACCCCAGAGGGCAACAAAUCCCCUGCUCCAAAACCUUCUGAUUUAAGACCAGGAGAUGUCUCUGGCAAACGUAAUCUCUGGGAGAAGCAGUCAGUGGAGAAGCCAGGUGCUGCUUCUAAGGUAUCAGCUACAGGGAAAAAAUCAGAGACUAAUGCAGGUGUGAGACAAGAACCCUAGAAGGCCACUAAAGACGCUGGACCAAUCAGUUUGGGGGAAAAAACAAAAAAGGAAAAAGUGCUAAAUUGUUCUUUUUAUAUUUAUGUUUACUUACCAAAAUGUCUCUUUUUUUUGCAUUAUCCCAGUUAAAACCAUGUAUAUUAGCACUGUAUUUAAUAAUCAGUCUAGACAUUCAUCAGAAUAGUACUGCCUUUGCACAAGAGCCUUUAUUCCUAAAGAAACCCAUGCUGUGAAAUAUAUAGACUCUCCUACUGAAAGUCAUAAAUAUGUAUCUGAACAGUGAUUUCAGCUGGCGUUAGAGGCCGACCCAAAACACAUGUAAAGUGAAAUUGCUUGGGAAAGGUGUGCAGUAAACCUAUGAAACCAAUGGUUACUUUUGUAAUACAGAAGUCUUUUUCUUUCUGCACUUUAGACUAAGGCAUGGAAGAAAUAUCUUUAGUUGACAAUGUAAUAUUUUCUGUAAGUUGCCCAUGUCAUGAGAAAUACUGCAUCAAUAACGUGUUUUAAUUUUUUUUUGUUUUAUACUUUUUUUUAAGUAUCAAUUUUUCCAUUCUAGUUUAAGUUAAUACCUAAAUUUGGAUGAUUAUGUUAGCUGACAGCGGUACUGAUAUUUCUUUUUGUUGUUAGUGACUAGUAAUUGAAUGCAAUCUAGAAUAUAUAUACACACAUAGCUUUACAAAGUUUAGCCUAAAGGCACUACUAAUGGUAGAAUGCUUUAAUAUGUGCUAGAGUAUUAUAUUUAGCAAUAAACAUACAUAAUUAGCCAAUAUCACAGCUUAAAAAAAAUAAAGACAAAAUCACACACUUUUCUAUAGUAAGAUUUCAUAAUUGUCAUUAGAGGUAUGGUGAGAUAAGUAUUAAAAAAAUUUAAAUGUCAGUUGCCCAGUAAUGGGUAAUUAAAAAGAAAGUAUAAUUUUUAAAAGAGGAAAAGGUAAGGGUAUAGUGGGUCAAAAAUAGGUCACUUGUAUAAAACGUUGUAGUUUAAUUUAUAUAAAACUACCAUAAUUAAAAAGAAAAAAAAUGUUAACAGAGUUGGAGCUUGUUUCAAAUGACUGUACACUAAAUCUUGCCAUCCAUCGGUGCCCUACACCAGGUCCAGGGAAAAUGAAGUAAACCUCUAUCUUUGUCAUGCUUCUUUUUACCUCUCUCCCCUGAAUAUCCUAUUGACAGAUGUUUUCAUUUGUACAUCGUAAACACAUGGCUUUAGGACUGGUUUGGAUUUACAUGCCCUGCAGUUUAGCAUUUUCAUCCUACAGUGUAUGGGUGGCAUAAACUGAGCAACUCAGGCAGCACCUGAGCACAUUGAUAACAGCUUUGUUGUGCACCAGAACCCCCAGGAGCUCCCUUAUCACCACUUCCAUCUCUUACAGCCCCUGGCUUCUUCCUAAAGAAGUGUAAAUUCCUAUUCCAACCCAAAGCUGGGCUCCCCUGCCUGGCUGAAACACCUUGUUUACAUCUAGGGAUGCACAAAGUUAUCUGUAGGGGGUGAGACUGUGCCUGACAUUGCCUGUGGGUUGUCGUGGUUUUUGUUUGGGGGUUUUGUAAACACUCCUCUGAGUCUUUCAAAUGCAUCUGAUAGCUGCAAUAAAAACCAUUUGUUCAACCAAU